Messenger RNA from Fusarium graminearum PH-1, 2175 nucleotides. RefSeq lists its product as uncharacterized. The record is from RefSeq and is a predicted model, not a curated record. Bases 1 to 2175 code for a protein of 724 amino acids. The transcript is spliced from 5 exons. Lineage: Eukaryota; Fungi; Ascomycota; Sordariomycetes; Hypocreales; Nectriaceae.
AUGACCGGGCGUCGCCGCCGAGCGUCCACAUCGAGUGUCGACACCGAAGACGAAAGAAAGGUGUCGUGGUGUAAAGAAAAAUCGGUUCUACGAUUCAACCACUCCGGUGUCGACCCAGAGACCUGCUUUGAACUCAAGGACGCUAUUGUUCUAAACAAAGAUGGACAAACUUUUGAAAACGCACUUGAUGUGGCUACCCGCGGGCCCUAUAUCAUCCGCGGUACUCUUCUUGUGGAGGACCCAGCGCAGAAGGCGCACCGUAUGUUUCCCACACUCCUGUCCCACGCAUUCGAGAGACAGCCUAAGAAAGCAAAAAAGGGUAAAAAGGAUAUUGAGAGGGAUCUCCAUCAGGUCUUCCACGAGUAUGCCACUAGGAUCGGAGACGGCUCGACACUCGAAGAAGUUAUUUUACGAUGCGAUCAACAUGCAUCAUUUUUGAUCUCACAGUGCACUCAAGAUAGCAGUGAACUCGAUUGGCGAACUACCCCUUUCUACCAAUGGCUGACCAAAAGACACAAGAAUACUUACGAAAAGGAGAUUGAGCGCCUGAAUAAACCGCGUCAACCUCUGCAAUCCCCUUCCAUGGAAAUCAUCGAGCCACCAGCGCCAUCAGUACCUCAGACACUCCCCUCGCGGACUCGCAAUGGCUCCUCAUCUCCAUCAAUCACCCUUAGCAAUGCUACGCCAGAAAUCAUCGAAAUCGAGGCCAGUCCGCCACCAAAACGAGCAUCACGGUCACGCUCAACUAGUCGCAGGGCCGACCAUGAAAUUAUCGAUUUGGUGAGCUCUGCUCAAAUCUCGAGGGACACGUCGGCGAUCCCAAGACCGACCAGUGUUCAUUCAUCAAUAAGCACACCAUCAUUUACCCCUCACACGAGUGAUGUAUCCUCCUCAGUAACUGGCGCGAAUGAGACUCCUUUCCAGAGUGUCCUAAACGCUAUUGAGCAGGUAUAUGCGGAUACUGCACACUCGAAGGCUGGCCUCACUCUGUCGGCUGCUAUGAACAAGCUCUGGACGAAAUACAGAUUUCCCUACUACAAGAGCGACCAAAAAGCAGCCUACAGAGUCCCAAUUGAGGAAGUACUUCACUACAAUGCGGGUGCUCUGCUCCAGGCACUUGACAUAGACAAGUACAAGGAGCAUGGUUUCUACACCUGGCUCGUAGAGACUUCUAGGAAACCAUUUCACCCUGUAGCCAUCAGGCCAUCCGAUUUCCCAUUUCAUUUAGUACGACGCAAGCAAUCGAACAAUGCAAAUUCUAACAAAUUGGCUCAGCCAUCACCCCUGGCACAAAUCGGAACCCCUACGGGGCCGGCUAAUGAAGAAUUCUCUAGUCCCGUUCGUUCAUCACCAGCUGGCAAAAGCAUCAGAAGACCAGGCCGUCCAUCUGGUGUAAAGUCUAGCCUUCGUUUGGCAGCCGCCUCUAGAAAGCGAGCUCACUCUGAUGUGGACAGUGACUCACACGACGAAGGCGCAGAGCCGAAAAGAUCACAUUAUUUUUCUGACGAGGACGAUGCAAUUGAAAACGAAGGCCAGCUGGGUUCGUCUGAGGAUGAGCCGGUCCCCAGUUCCUCCGAGGAACUUGUCAAGAUUUUCCUCAGAGCAGACAACAUACCGACAACUGUUCCACGGGGCCCUGACGAAACUUGGGUUUGCGAAGAAGACGAUUGCGGAUACAUAGUCCGCGGUGGUGAUGUCCAAGACUGUGGUGAACGUAUCAGGCAACACUUUAACGAGCACGAGCAACAGAUGAACCGCGUGAGUCUCGCAAUGACGGAAGGUUCGCGCGGUCAUCUACCAGUGAAGUAUGUUCUUUUCAAGCCUUUCUUAAUACUCGUUGAGUUGAACCAACCUCACGCCUUUCCCGCCCCAAAACCCCGAACCCCUAGCCCAGAAAUGGUGGAUGAAGUCAACACCGCAGCCUCGACGCCAACCUUGACCAACAGCCCUGUGAGAGUUCACUUAUACCAGUCUCAAACUCCUAUAUCAUCCCCAAAAGCUCAUAUACCUAUUACCACUCCUAAUUUCAGAUCGAUGGUGGACGAAUUCCGAAGACAAAAUAGUCACCUAAUGGAUAAGCUCAAAAAGCUGGGUGAGGUGUCCCAAGCUGCCGAGCAGCUCGUGAUUGGCAGAACCGUACUGCCUCAGCGCAUCAAACGAAACCUUCUCAUAUGA